GACAGAGAAAAAAGGAUUUCUGGUUGAUUUUCUUAUCAACUCUUAUUCGCGAACAUUAUUUAAAAAGAAAUCCUGAAAGGAAUAUGAACGAAUUGAAAGAAAAUCCGAUAGGAAUAUUUGAAGCAAGUUAAAGUUUUCUUACCAGAAAAUUACGGUGAAAUUUUGUUUUUUUUUUGUCAAAUAUAUACAUAAAAUAACAGUUUCCUUUUAAGUGAUUUAAAAACGAAUAGGAAAAGGUUAAAGUCUCCACAAAAAGUACUUCGUGGUGUAUAAUAUAUUGCUACGAAAGUUUCGAAAUGAAUAACUUGGAUCACGUUAAAAACUUUUAUCCAGAAAAUUAUAAGCUAGACUUAUCGGAAACAAUGAAAGCAGCGCUUUCAAAAGGUCCAGGCGGUGUCGGAGUAGGAGGUCUGGGCGGUGGUGGUGGUGGCUCCGGCGGUGCUGUUGGUAGCAGCGGUACUCACGGAAUGGGCGCGGCCGUUUCGCAUAGUGAUCUACAAGGCGGUGGCGCUGGUAUUCCUGGUGUUGGAUAUGUAACAGAGAAACUUUAUAUGCUGCUUCAGUUGUACUUGCAAAACAAAGGAUGGAAUCCAAGUGCAGAAUUGUUGCAGUGUUUUACUGAUCUAAAAGACAAUGCAAUGUUACCUAGUGCGGCUUAUUUACAAGUUCUUGCCAACCGUCUGACUCUGGAUACACAAGGCCGUUUAAUAUUGCGUGAAAAUGGUAAAAUAGUUCUUCCCUUUGAACAUUUUGCUAAUGCUGUAAUGCUAAAGCACAUGUCUGGUCCACAUGGACUACACUUGAGUGUGGAAGCUACGGUACGUGCAGUGAUUGAAUCUUACACAAUUGGUCGUGAAAAUUUCGGAAUGGAGAAAGAGUUCAUUAUUGAGGUAGUGCAGUCCUGUCCCAGCCCUGCAUGCCGUUAUUAUAAGAAUCAUAUGGGCUUGUCGCCAAUGCCAUUCAUGGAACAGCAAUAUCCAGGAGUAAAUCAUGCAGAUUUCCUCCAGCAUAUGCCACAUUUACCUCCGCCACCCCCACAUCCAUUGGUUACAGGAUCAUCGAGUAGUGGCGUUUCAUCAGUUGGUUCUGCAUCCUCUGGCGGAGGUAGUGGUAAUAUUGUUAAUUCCGCUGGAAGUUCAGCUGGUGCUGGCGGGGAAGUCGACUUAACAAAGAAUUCAACAUCUUCGCAUACGCCAACAGGCAAAGUGUCGGUGGUGCCAUCCCAGUUGCAAAUGCUUACAAAGCAGCAACAAAACAGUAUUCAAUCACAAUUAUCCCAACUCAGUGCUGCUGCAGCGGCUGCAGCUCACCAUCAGCAGCAGCAACAACAAGCAGCCGCAGCCGCCGCUGCUGCAGCAGCUGCCGCUAAACAACAGCAGCAACAACAACAGGCACAAGCUCAGGCACAGGCCCAAGCAGCAGCGGUAGCACAGCAACAACAGCAACAGCAAUUAACAGCAGCAUUACUGCAGCAGCAACAAAGUCGAGCUUUAGCACAGCAAAGCUUGGAGAAAUUCAAUAAUUUGAGUGCAUUGGAGAAACAACGUGUACUCCAGCAAUUAGAUCCCAAACAUUUCGAUCCAAUGGCCGUGGCUGCAGCAGCUGCUAAUCUUCAAAUGCAAGGCAUAAACGAUUUCAGAGUGGCCGCUAUUGCUGCAGCAGCUGCACAAGCAGCUGGUAACUCAGCUAUGGUGCCACCAGCAUCCACUGGACCAUGUGGUCCUCCAAUUACCGGAAGCAGUGGGAACAGUAACAUGACUGGGAGCGGAAGUAGUGGCAAUGUCUCAAGCAGUCUUGGUGGAAAUUUAAGUGGUGCAUCUGUUUUGCCGUCGACAGCUAGUAACCUCAGCAGUGGUAGCGGUAACAAUAGCAACAAUAACAGCGUAAACCAUAAUAUUAUAAGUAACUCUAACAACAAUAAUAUGAUGAUUGGCGUAAGCGGAAGUGGCAGCACCAGUAACAACAAUGCUCAUCAUAAUCAUCAAUUGCCACCACCUUCACAAUCGCCAAGUGCUCACUCAAGUCAUUCUUCAUCAUCAUCUUCAUCGCACUCAACUGAACAAAUGGUGCAGAAAAAUGUAGAAUUAUUGCGCUCUAAUUUGGACUCGAUCGAAUCAAAUAAAGAUUUGUUGGCAUUGCACAAUGGCGCCUGGACAGUGCCAGAGAAUACUCGUGAUCCCCUACCGGUUGGCCAAGAUAAAAUCGUACGAAUUUUCGCCGAACUUAUGCGCAACAUGGCACGCAUGAAGACCUAUAUACGCCCAUCCAUGUGUAAACCGUAUGGUAAGCAGAGUGAAAGCUUACAAAAAACACUUUUGGAUACCAUUCAGAUUGUCCAAACCUUACGCAACUGCUUGCCGGCACCACAUAUUCCGGUAUCAUCGUGGAAAAGCGAAAGUGAAGGUAACCCUGGUUUAAUAAACAAUAAUGGUGGCUCGGUAAAUAAUGCCGGCAAUAAUAUAAUGAGUGCAGUUGGUGGUGGUCUAAUGGUUAGUAAUAGGGUAGAGAACUUGACCAACUGAAUGUAAAUGAUAGGCUUCCUCUAAUUAUAUCUAUCACUCGCAGAAAUAUGCAUUUAAGUUACUUUUAUUCUAUGCGGCGACGAAUAGCUCCGAUUAGAACUAUUUCUUUUUAGGGAGAGUUAAAGCAAAAAAAGCUAAAUACCACUCAACUUCAAUGUAAAAGUAAAGUAAAAAAAAUGUUAAACUA
Molecule: messenger RNA, 2709 nt
Organism: Ceratitis capitata (Mediterranean fruit fly)
Lineage: Eukaryota; Metazoa; Arthropoda; Insecta; Diptera; Tephritidae
Product: polyglutamine-repeat protein pqn-41
Exons: 5
Coding region: 297-2522 (741 amino acids)
Source: RefSeq, a predicted model, not a curated record